GCAUGAGGAAAGAGGAGGAGGAGGAGACACGGACGGAGCGCCAGACACAUGAUGAGGAUGAGAGUGACUCAACAUUCAGGUGCGGCGGCCUCUAAUGGGCGGAACUGAUCCCUGCGGCCGCUUACACACUAGUUGUCACUGUCCAAACUUCCCCAAAAACACCCGAAUCCCAGUAUACUGCAGUUGGACAUAUCGACACCGACUGACCAGCCCAGCAGGGACUUGAGCCAAGUCUUCCGUAUUUUUUCCUCCGGAGUGCUCGGGAGAUAUGUGGUUAAAAGUGGCCUCGAAUUAGGGCUUAAACCAAGAGGGAUGUAUCUCAAUUUCCCCUGUGAUCCUAGAUUCCUACAGUGACAUGGAGUAACACUUCUCCAGAGUGAGGGAAACUACAAGUCCAUUGGAUAACUGGGAUUAUUGUGAGCGAGAUGCCAUCUGCAUUUUUGUAACUUGUUUCUCCAACAAACCACCCUGUGCUCCAGAUGACUUUGUUUUUAACGCACACGUAACUCAGCAUUAUGAACACUAUCAGCAGUUAAAUAACUUAAGUGCUCACUUUAAUCUCAUUCAUUUGAUACUUCAUCUCAACAAUGUGGUAAACUGUUUGCACUAGAGGGUGAAUCAACAAAGAGGACAUUUCAAAUAGAUUAUAACUAUAAAUUCAGAAAGCUGUGGAAAUACAACUGGAAAUGUACAUUUCGUUUUAAGAUGAACUAGGAGUAUUGCCCUGAGAGUGUAAACGUAGCACAGGCAAUGCCAUGUCUAUGCAAAUGUCAGCUGUGAUUAAUAAACAGGAAUGCACUGGAAUCAGCUGGCAGCAGUAAGUUAGUUUUGCUGAUGCUUCAGUUCAAGCUUGACUCUGAGGAAAACUGGAAAGACAAGGAUAUGAUGCUUGCAGUGUUUCACCCAAAACACUCUACACUGAAUUUCCUGGCACUUUAAGACAUAGUAUAAGUGAUAUAGAGGAGCUGAAAGCUGUUAAACUUGUUUCAUGAGGACACAUUUUCAAAGACAAUUUGAAAAGACAGGAAACAGGAAUGGCAGGAAAAGACUACCAUCACCUCUUCAAGCUGCUCAUCAUUGGUGACUCCAAUGUAGGGAAAAGCAGUUUGCUUCUACGAUUUGCAGACAAUUCAUUCUCUGGCAGUUACAUAACAACUAUUGGAGUUGACUUUAAGAUCCGGACAGUAGAGAUUGAUGGAGAAAGAGUGAAACUCCAGAUCUGGGACACUGCAGGGCAGGAAAGGUUCAGAACCAUCACCUCUACGUAUUACAGAAACACUCAUGGUGUCAUCAUUGUUUACGAUGUCACAAACCCUGAAUCGUUCGUCAAUGUGAAACGAUGGUUGAAUGAGAUCUCACAGAACUGUGACAAUGUCUGCAAAAUCUUAGUGGGAAACAAGAAUGAUGACCCUUCUAAAAAGCUUGUGGACGCCCAAGAUGCUCUGCGCUUUGGAGAGUCAGUUAACGUAAGGUUAUUUGAGACAAGUGCUAAAGAAAAUAUCAACGUAGAGGAGAUGUUCAUGGCCUUUACCCACAUGGUCCUUCGGGCAAAGAAACACAGCCAGAGUCGAGCGGAAAGAGAGAGAGAGAGAGAAAAGGACACUGUUCAUAUCAAUUCUCACAGGGACCGAGAGAGGAGGAAGAAAGGGAAGAAAUGCUGUUAGAGUAAAGAUGCAGACAGAAAGAGGGACAAAUCAAACUCCUUUGCAUCAAGGCAGUUUGCAGCUCCAAACAUUUUUUUUUUAUGUUAGCAUUGCACUUGGAUAAAGACAAGAGGAUGAAAACUAAUCCGCUAUUAGGUGCUGAACAACACUUCAGCAUAUUUUUUACAUAAAUGUUUAUCAGUGUCAUAUUUGUUUUUUUUUAAAUGGGGCUUUACUUGCAUCAGCAGUCUGGUCAAGGAAAGACACUACCCACAAAACUUGUUCCACUGUGAUUAGUGAGAGAAAGUGUUUCAUGUUGGAUUAAAAUUUAGUUGGUUUAUGUCAGUAGUGUAUUAAAAUAAUAAAUUAGCAAUAAAAAUUGACUUUGAAAUUACAAAAGUCACAGCAAUGUUCAUUUUUAACAUCUUGGAAUUGUGAAAGUGGCAUGGCUUUCUCCCACCAACACUGCAAGUCAACCUGUUAUAAAAUAUGUUUUUCAGUCUUGAGUUAUUUUUGCCAUACAAAAUAAAUGGUGAAAGUUCUCAUGACUUCUGUUGUCAAGAUGAAUCAUUAUGUUUGCUGAACAUUAAAUAAUGUCCAUUCUUAAAGGAUGAAAAUGAAAAAUUCUCAUAUAUUCACCCUCAUGCCAUCCCAGAUGUUUAUGACUUUCUUCUGCAUAUACAGGCAGCAUAAAAGUAAGCCAUAAGACUCCAGUGGAUAAAUCUCUUCAGAAGCGAUAUGCUAGGUUUGGGUGAGAAACAGAUACAGAUACAGGGCAGUGGUAGCUCAGCGGUUAAGGCUCUGGGUUACUGAUCAGAAGGUGGGGGGUUCAAGCCCCAUCACCGCCAAGAUGCCACUGUUGGGCCCUUGAGCAAGGCCCUUGAACCUAUCUGCUCCAGGGGCGCCGUAUCAUGGCUGACCCUGCACUCUGACCCCAGCCUAGCUGGGAUAUGUGAAAAAGAAGAAUUUCACUGUAUAUGUGCAAAUGUAUAAUGUGUGAUAAAUAAAGAAAAUUAUUAAUUAGA
This is a messenger RNA of Myxocyprinus asiaticus (Chinese sucker), 2668 nucleotides long. Its product is annotated as ras-related protein Rab-35-like. Gene Ontology annotation, cellular component: endosome membrane; plasma membrane. Lineage: Eukaryota; Metazoa; Chordata; Actinopteri; Cypriniformes; Catostomidae. Gene Ontology annotation, molecular function: GTPase activity; GTP binding. Gene Ontology annotation, biological process: endocytic recycling. The record is from RefSeq and is a predicted model, not a curated record. The transcript is spliced from 7 exons. Bases 1035 to 1664 code for a protein of 209 amino acids.